UGUACCAGUGAUCGGCGAUCACCACGAGAGAACCCAGCCAGGAAGAACACAUUGAUCCGGUACAACGCUUGAAGGAGAAAUGAAAGUCAACCAUCUCUUCGGUCUCUUGCCAACCCUUCUCCAAGGCUUGAUCUCCCUCGAAUCCCGGGUCUCUGCCGACAAGAUCCUGAUCGUCAUCGAGGAUGGUGUGGAGCGAUCGAAUUACCAGCUGCUCUGGUCCUCCUUAAAUGCCCGGAACCACCAGCUAUCAUUUCGAGCCGCCAAGGAUGCCACGCCGGCUUUGGCUGAGUUUGGCGAACCUGCAUUCGAUCACUUGAUUCUCUUUUCACCGACAGCGAAAUCCUUUCCAGCCGAUCUUUCACCACAAGCUCUGGUUCAGUUUCUCGAAGAUGGGGGCAACAUUCUCCUGGCGGGAUCGACGAAUUUAUCGGAGUAUUGGCGAGACUUUGGACGAGAGUUUGACGUGGACUUUGAUGAUCGAGCGAGCUCGGUGAUCGAUAACUUCCAUCAUCUUGACCAAGAUCCGUUGACAACCUAUACCUCGAUCGAGACCAACCCGUUAAUUGAAGACCAGAUAGUCAUUCCUCCCUCACUAAGAAGCAACAAUCUGCCGGUCUUGUUCCGCGGGAUCGGUCAUGCGGUCGGCAAGAAUCCCUUACUGAUGAGCGUCCUCAGGGCUAGCCCUCUGGCGUAUAGUGCCGAGGCAAAAAGUAAAGAAAGCGACCCCAACCCGUUCAUCAUUGGCGACGAAAUCGGGCUGGUCAGCGCCUUUCAAACCAAAAAGCAAUCCAGAAUACUCUUCGUCGGCAGUCUAGACUUCUUCUCAGAUCAAUUUAUGACGACUGAGCUUACACUCCCUGAUGGCAAAAAGACCUCGACAGGAAAUCGUAAGGUGGUCGAUCAUCUCACAAAAUGGGUAAUGCAAGAAUCAGGGGUACUCCGGAUUGUAUCAGUCACACAUUCCAAAGUGGGUGGAGAACCAGAACCACCCCGAUACCGAGUCAAUGAGCAGAUUGAGUACAAGGUGGAUGUCCAGAUGUUACAGAACGGAAGAUGGGGUCCAUGUCCCCUGAAAGACCUCCAACUAGAGUUCACCAUGCUCGAUCCGCAUCUGCGAGUGACUCUGACGCCAACUAAAUCGCCCAAAGGGACCCACACGACCUAUUCAACUGUAUUUCGAGCCCCAGAUCGACACGGAGUGUUUACCUUCAAACUCGACUACCGUCGGAGAACUGGAUACACUCAUUUAGAGAAAGGCAUUCAAGUCUCAGUCACCCCUCUCGAACACGAUCAGUAUGAACGAUUUAUCUUUGGUGCUUAUCCUUAUUACCUCGGCACGCUUAGUGUCUUGGCUAGCUUCCUCCUUUUCUCUUUUGUUUGGUUAACUCAUUUCCCUGGUACGACUGCUCAUAAAAAAACCAAAUGAUCAUUUUUCAUCGCUUUCAUUAUUUUUUUUCUUGUAACCUGUUGUUACUUUGGAGGGAGGCGGGGAAGUCCCCUUCCUUCGAAGAUUUUCUUCUCGCAAACAAAACACUAAAAGAAAAGUGAACUUGACACUCCAUUGGGCACCUACACAACCUUGUUUGCGGGGUGAUCUAGACCAUUCAACCAGCUGGAAACACAUCCAGU
Molecule: messenger RNA, 1629 nt
Organism: Puccinia graminis f. sp. tritici CRL 75-36-700-3
Lineage: Eukaryota; Fungi; Basidiomycota; Pucciniomycetes; Pucciniales; Pucciniaceae
Exons: 5
Coding region: 80-1426 (448 amino acids)
Cellular component (GO): oligosaccharyltransferase complex; endoplasmic reticulum membrane
Source: RefSeq, a predicted model, not a curated record